Histoplasma capsulatum G186AR is the source of this 498-nucleotide messenger RNA. RefSeq lists its product as uncharacterized. The record is from RefSeq and is a predicted model, not a curated record. Lineage: Eukaryota; Fungi; Ascomycota; Eurotiomycetes; Onygenales; Ajellomycetaceae. Bases 1 to 498 code for a protein of 165 amino acids. The transcript has 2 exons.
AUGUCCAAAGCAAUAAAGCUCAAUGGCAAGGCCUCUGCCACUACUCCGCCGGCUGGAACGCCUCCAUGCACCCCCAUCAAUGAAAGUCCUCAGCAGAGCAUGGCACCAGAAGAUGAGUAUCAGCAUUCUCAAUCGAGAGAACUCAUAGAGGCUCUUCACGAAGCCAGGGUGGAACAAGAGAUGGAUAAUGCUUCUAAGCUGAAGCCGCAAGAGCAGGAGAUAUCCUUAUCAUGCAAUCCCAAAACUGAAUCGCCCGUGCUUAUGGAUAAAUAUAUGCCCGAUAUACCACCAACUUGGAUGGAAUGUGAUCCCAUAUUUAUGGAUAAGGAGAACGUUGAUUUCGAUCCUGCGAUGAAAGAAUGUUGUGAGAUGAGAUAUUCACCUGAAGCCAGCAAAGAAAGGGGAAAGGUGAAGAAUUAUGCCAGGGCAUGUGCAAUUAUCAACCCCACAGACUCUUUUGAGGACCUUACAGAGAGCACCCAAGUGCACAAUGCAUGA